Jaminaea rosea is the source of this 2019-nucleotide messenger RNA. Its product is annotated as acid protease. Bases 1 to 2019 code for a protein of 672 amino acids. The record is from RefSeq and is a predicted model, not a curated record. Gene Ontology annotation, biological process: proteolysis. Gene Ontology annotation, molecular function: aspartic-type endopeptidase activity. The transcript has 2 exons. NCBI's taxonomy places the organism in Eukaryota, Fungi, Basidiomycota, Exobasidiomycetes, Microstromatales.
AUGACCGCGCUCAGCCUCCAAUUCCUGCACCUCCUCGUUCUCAUCCUGUCCAUCGGCUCGCUCGAGCCUAUGGGUGGCGGCGGAGGAGCACCGAUGGGCGUGGCUGCUCUUCCAGUGUCACGCCGUGGCUCAUUGGCAGACACUUCUGGCUUUCUCGAAGAUCGGUCGAGCAGAGCUGGUACGCCUGCUGGCGAUGAUUCAGAGACUAACUUCCCCAUACUUCACCGUCGCGCUGGGUCAAUAUCGGAGGGCUCUAGCAUUCCGCUGAAGCGCAUGGACCCAAAAGCGAACGGCGCCCAUCCCCAGAUGCUGCUACAACACCACAUCAACAUGGCAAAUGCGAAACUCACUCGCAUGCGCCAGCGGGAGAGGGGCUCCUUUUCCGACCAAGACAGGCGAGACGCAAUGAUGCGUAGGCGGUCGGCCAUUCUGGGCGACAUGGAGAGGCGGUCGGUCAGCUUGAGCGAGCGUGCGCCCAAGCGGACUGGACGAGUCGGCUUUGCCGCUGGGCAUGGAAAGCAUGCCGAGGUGGCGGCCGAGAAGACUGGCCGGCGCGCAGUAGACGCGGCAGUCGAAGAGGCGCACGGAGGAGGCGACGGCGAGGUCGAUGAAGAGGAUGGUCGUGAAGAUGACGACGACGAUGGCGAAGAAAACGGGGAGCUAAGCAGGCGCGAGAUUCCAGACGAAGCUACCCCCCACAAUUUGGCUCCCUCGGCCAUCGUGCCGAACCUCGCCACGGAUGGCUCCAUCUACGGCGCCAACCAGCAUGAUGCCAGCAAAUUCAAGCUGGUCAGCACCAGCGCCUGCUCGUCAAAGAAGAGCAAGUCCACGGGCACUGCGGCUGACAGUGCUGUAGCGAACAAGGUCAACAACGCGAAGGCGUCCAGCUCGUCUUCCUCUUCAUCAUCGAAGUCUACCCAGGGCUACGAUGUGGCCUCGAACGGCUUUUCUUCAACGGCGCUAAAGGCUUCAUCCAGCAGCAACUUGAUCAAAGCCUCGACACCUAAGACGCAAGGCUCUCUCGCCCUGGACAUCGAGGCAAACGACGUCGGCUACAUCGCCUCUGUAACAAUCGGCACGGCGGGUACCUUCAAUCUCCUCGUCGACUCCGGCUCAGCCGACACUUGGGUCGCGUCGACGAUGUGCACCAACUGCUCCAACUCGCACAAGAAGCUAGGAAAAAGUACCUCAUCUUCCUUCAAGGGGAUCCGUCCGCAAAAGAACUUCAGCAUUACGUACGGUACGGGCGACGUUGCCGGGCAUUUGGGCAAUGACACCUUGACGAUCGGCAAAUACAAGCUUCCCAACCACACUUUCGGUCUGGCUACGGACGAGUCUGAGGACUUUUCCGACUCUUCUGUGCCAUUUGAUGGCUUGAUGGGUCUGGCCAAAGUCUCCCUCGCGAGCACCAAGACGCCCACACCCAUCGAUUCGCUCUACUCAACCGGUCAGGUCAAGCAGCCCGUCAUGGCCUACCACCUGGGUCGCGCCGCUGACGGCAAGAACAAUGGAGCGGUGACCUUUGGGGGUGUCGAUGCCACCCUGUUCAGCGGCUCCCUGACGGAAUUGCCAAAUGUCUCGAACCAAGGCUUUUGGGAGGUCAAUCUCGAUAGCGUAGGCUUCGGUGGCAAGUCGAUCAGUUUGGAUGGAUCGCAGCAACGCACGGCUAUCCUUGACACGGGAACAACGCUCAUCGUUGCCCCUCAGGCUGAUGCUGAUGCUCUGCACUCUGCGAUUCCUGGAGCCAAGUCUGAUGGGCAGGGAGGGUACACAAUCCCCUGCACGACGGCCAAGCAGGUCUCCUUCACCUUUGGAGGGAAGCAAUGGCCUAUCGAUGCGAGGGAUAUGACCUUCUUACCCGUGGAUGACAACAAUCCCAAGGGAGACUGCAUCUCGUCGAUCUCGGCAGGGUCGGUAGGCGCAAAGGGCGAAUGGCUGGUCGGUGCCGCUUUCCUCAAGAAUGUCUACUUUGCCACCAACUCCAAGAGCAACACCAUUGCGCUUGGCAAGCUGUCGUAG